Messenger RNA from Haliotis rubra (blacklip abalone), 1960 nucleotides. Its product is annotated as putative transporter arsB. The coding region runs from base 117 to 1571 and encodes 484 amino acids. Gene Ontology annotation, molecular function: arsenite transmembrane transporter activity. NCBI's taxonomy places the organism in Eukaryota, Metazoa, Mollusca, Gastropoda, Lepetellida, Haliotidae. The record is from RefSeq and is a predicted model, not a curated record. The transcript is spliced from 3 exons. Gene Ontology annotation, cellular component: membrane. Gene Ontology annotation, biological process: transmembrane transport; arsenite transport.
CUCUGAGCACUGCGAAUAAAGACUCCAAAGGACUCAGCAGCCUUCUCUCGGUUUUUAAGAUAUCCCAAACCUCGGUUGUAAACUGUAUUGAAGACUGUAGCCAGAAGUUAUAGACCAUGGCAUCGUCGUUCGACCUCGUCGCUAUAAACUGCAAUGCAUUUAACAGUAACACGUUGAAUGAAUCUCUACCCCAGCUGGACUACUCUCUAAACGACACAUACAAAGUGGUGGCAGGCUCACUUGUGUUUUUACUCAUCCUGCCCUUUGUUCUUUUCGAGUUUAGCUGUUUCCCAAUCGGUGCCAGCUCCGCCAUCCUCCUGGGGGCCGUGCUCAUGGUGGCGACCACCGUCCUGUCCCAGGGAGACUUCUAUGACAUUAUAGGAGAAGACGGCAACAUGCGGACAAUAUUCCUUCUCCUUGGUAUGAUGAUUAUAUCCCAGUACUUUGAAAGGGAACAAAUCAUUCAAACUUUGAUUAAUAAGGUGCUGAAGAAAGAUAUAUCCUUCCCCAGCUAUUUAUGGAGAGUCACGAUGUUGUCCUUCUUUGUGGCUGCGUUGUUUACUAACGACGCUGCAUGUGUCAUACUGACACCGUUGAUUCUAAAGCAUUGGUGUUCACAGGAAAGAUCAAGUGUCGAGCUGGAAACCCUUUUACUAUCUAUUUCAACAUCAGCAAACCUUGGAAGUGUCAUAACCAUAUUCGGUAAUCCUCAGAUAGCACUCAUAGCGUCAACAACCGAGAACACUGUAUACCUUAAAAGUCAGCUUAAUCUCAAGCGCAGCGUGACGUACCUCGGAAUACCGGCCAUCUUGGGCUACCUCCUCAACCUGGCCUUCCUGAUUGUUCACUCCAGGCUGAAUGCUUCCACUAGCUGCUGUGCACAGCAGGUCCCUGUAGCAGAAGAGGUACAUGGUGUGUUGCCAUCAGAGAAAGAUGAACGGGGAAGUAGCCGCGUCUUCUUUUUGCUGCCACCCUUACUUCUGGUCAUCAUGUUGGUGCUUCUGUUUGUUAAGACAGACGAGCUCCGUUUUGACAUGGGUAUUCUUCCAAUGGCGGCAUCUGCGUUAAUAAUGGCAGCAGAUGUUGCAUUGAACAAGACCAACCCAAGUCACCUCAUAAUGAAAGUAGACUGGAACGUCAUCCUCAUGUUCUUCGGUAUUUUCGUAUGGUUGGGCGGGGUAAACGCCACGCGAGUACCACGCUAUGUGUGGAAGGCCAUAGGCUUAGCUGGUCGUCCUAUUGAUGACGCCAAGAGCAUUGCAAUAUUUGCGGUGUUUGUAAUCUUUGGAUCUAAUGUUUUCAGCAACGUACCCUUGACGAUUAUCAUUUUGGAGCAGUUGCAACCGUGUGCCAAUCAGCUGGAUUUUGUACUAUACCUUGCGUGGUGCUCUACCAUCGCUGGGAACCUCACACUCUUCGGCAGCGUGGCAAACAUAAUUGUAGCACAGAAAGCGAAGCAGACUCUGAAUGUUUCUCUUACGUUCGGGGCGUUCUUCAAAUAUGGCUUCAUUACGACUCUUAUUAUUACCACACAAGGCAUAUUUGUCAUCUAUGGACUCUUACAGAUAUAACAACUCGGGAUUGUAUGUUCAUUGAACAAACAUGUUAGUAUUACAAGCAAAUGCACAAAGAGGUCAUGAUGCUGGAUAAUUUGCCGCAUGUGCUGCUAGUUUUUAUACACACUAUUUCAUACGCCCUAAAGUUGUCCUUAUGUUUGGCUAUUGUUGUCAAGUAGGCAAGAACCCUAAAACGCCUUGGCUGUGACUAACAUCUGCCAGAAAACCACCUAAUAUAGGUGUUAAUAUUGACCAAUGUGGCUGGGUUAAACACGUGUUAUCUCUGAUGUCUUGCGAUCAGGACUUGCAGUUACCUUCAUGUGACAUUCCAGGUGCAGUGUGUAAUUUCGGUGAUCAUCACUAAAGUGAUAUCAUUACUGCACGCGAGGUGAACUCUAACAUUG